Aethina tumida (small hive beetle) is the source of this 896-nucleotide messenger RNA. It is a transcript of the gene kappaB-Ras, whose product is annotated as NF-kappa-B inhibitor-interacting Ras-like protein. Gene Ontology annotation, biological process: canonical NF-kappaB signal transduction. The transcript has 3 exons. Bases 42 to 653 code for a protein of 203 amino acids. Gene Ontology annotation, molecular function: GTPase activity; GTP binding. The record is from RefSeq and is a predicted model, not a curated record. Lineage: Eukaryota; Metazoa; Arthropoda; Insecta; Coleoptera; Nitidulidae.
UACAUUCAAGAUUUACCACUUAUAUAUGAUAAUAUAUAAAAAUGGGGAAAACAGCUAAAGUUGUAGUGUGUGGCAUGAAAGGUGUUGGUAAAACCACAAUUUUGGAACAAGUAAUAUAUGGACAUGUAACUGACCAAAAUAAUUAUAUUCCUACUAUUGAAGAUAUAUAUGUAGCCAAUGUUGAAACUGAUAAAGGAACCAAAGAGAAACUAAGGUUUUAUGAUACGGCAGGAAUAGACCACUCUCAAAUUAGUACUGCAAAUGGAAUGACUAAUCAACAAUUACCUCGACAUUACCUAGUUUUAGCUGAUGCCUUUAUUUUAAUAUAUGAUACAGAAAAGAAUAAUUCUUUGGAUGUAUUAGUGUCCUUAAAGAAAGAUAUUGAUAAGAAUAAAGAUAAAAAGGAAGUUACAAUAAUAGUGAUAGCAAACAAAACCAAAGAGACAGAAAAUAAGGAAUUUGAUUCUACUAUAAGCAAGGCCUCAGCAUGGUGCAAUAGAGAGAAGAUUAGACAUUUUACUGCUUCUGCUAUUCAUAGAUCAAGUCUAUAUGAACCAUUUGUAUACUUAGGUAGUAAGCUAAAUCCUCCACCAAGUAAAAGUACUUUUACACCUUUAUCUAUGGGUAGGAAGGUUUUAAAAGAUUCAGGAUAAAUUGCAUUAGAAACCAGUGUUAACAUUUUAGAUAAUUUUAUUAAAUUAAUUUGUGUUUAGAAAAAUAAGCUCAACUGUUUUUACAUAUUUGGUUACAACCUAUUUGAAUCUCUGUUAAUUUUUUUAGUAAUUAAUGACAUUCUUAUGUGAUAUUUAUAUAAAACUUAUUUAUAGUAAAAUUUUUGAUAUAAUAAUGCUAUUAACUUUUUGUGGCAAUUGUACUUAAUAAAUUAUCUCCAUUUA